UUAUUACUUGGCGUGUUUCAAAAUCUGAUGGAGGUCAGGAACGCAAAGGACGCUCCCAAGAUUGACGAGUCCACAAGAGAAAAUUGUCUUGACAAAGAAAAGGAGAAAGUUCUCCGGUACAUAGCUGGAUAUGUUCCCUUUGCCCUACUGAAAAAAUUGAAAAAGUACAGCAACACAGCAGCUAUUGCAUUCUGUAAGUUCUUAAAUUCCUGGGAAGUUGCAGGUUCUGGAUACUCAAAAACCUUUCUAGACUCUAUUGAACUUGUAAGUAGAGUGUUUCUCACUCACAAAAAUCUUGUUAAAAUGCAAGGAGUGAACAUCAAAGCUGUGCUUGCUAACAGGAUGUUUACAAAUAAACUUGUUCAGGACUAUUGGAGCAACUUGAUACGUGACAAACUGAAUGCAGAUUCCUCUAAAAAACUGUUUGACAUGGUGGUGAAUUUCUACAUCAAGAUUCGCUGCAAACCUUUCAUUAAGGUGUAUUUGAACAUCAAGAAAAUGAACUCAAAAAGCAUCUCUAAGAAAGCAGAGAAAGCCCUGCGUAAAAACCUAGAUGAAGACAAAGAGAAGUGAGAAGUUUCAGUAACAACCUCAAGUAUUCAUACACUUUGGUACUGCUUGAACAGUGAAAUUAAUGUUAUUAAUGUUAGCAACUUUACUAUAUACAUGUACAUGUAUGUACAAAAGUGCUAUGAAUUCCAACAGCACAGACUCUCAUUAUCUGGAUUACACUAUUUACUCUGAAAUGUACCUAUACAGACGAAUACAUUUUGUCAAAGCAUAAUACCUGUACUUCUUAAAAUGGACCUGCUUCCAAGCCUUCCAAAUAUCCUUUCUGAGUAGAAGCAGCCCGUCAGCAGCCUUUACAUUAAGUGAUCCCUGGAAUUUAAAUAAAAAUCCUUCAGAAAAAUAAAA
Molecule: messenger RNA, 915 nt
Organism: Acanthaster planci (crown-of-thorns starfish)
Lineage: Eukaryota; Metazoa; Echinodermata; Asteroidea; Valvatida; Acanthasteridae
Source: RefSeq, a predicted model, not a curated record